AUGGCAACGGACGCCGGGUUCUGGACUCCCAACUCCCCCGAGCCGGCAGCUGCGCGGGAGGCGCCCGGCCCCAGGGGCCAGCCCCCGGCUCCGAUGGAGAGCGAGGACGACACGUCCAAGACCGAGGAGUGCCGGAAGAUCCUCGAGAACCUCGAGUCGACUAUCGAACAAUUCCGGUUCAGCCCCAGACUUAAUAUUUCAGAUGAUUUGAAGAUUGGCUUUUUCUGCACAGACCAUGCUACUCAAACAGAUUACAGUGAAAUUCUGCCACUAAAAGAGUUGAGUUCAUCUACAGAAAAGCUAAUACGGAUUAUUAGAUCUCUUCAAGUGGAUUUUGGGUUCCUCAAACAAUUGCUUCAGUUGAAAUUUGAGGACCGUCUUAAAGAAGAGUCUUUCAAUCUCUUCACUGCUCUACAUGACAGGAUCCUAACAAUCGAAAAACAUUAUCAAGAGAAUGAGGACAUUAUAAGAAAAUGCUACAAUCAGCAGUUGGCUGAUGCCAUAGCUGUUAUCAAAGGAAUGUACAAGCAAUUCUUUGAGGUGGAAGAAGAAACUUUUGUGCAAGAAUCAACUACUAUCAAGAUGAGUGUUUUGUUAAAAAAACUGAAGGAUAGAGAAGAAGUUAUUAAGAAAUUAAGAGAAGAACUAGACCAAUACGAAGAGUCCAGACUUCAAAAACUUGACACUUUUGCCAGAGAGACGAUGCUAGAGAGGGAAAAUUUGGAGUACAAAGUGGCAAACGAGAGACUGCUUCAGGUCAUUUCAGAACUCGAAGAAGCAAUCCGACUCAAUCUAAAGGAAAAUUCAGUAUUAGAAGAUGAAAUUGUAAGUCUGAAAGAGAAGGCAGAAAAGAAUCAUAAAACGAUUCAAAAGCUAAUUGAUGGUAGAGACAGAUUACUAUGUGAGCUUGAUUAUGAAAAAUCAUUAGUUCAAGAAAUGAUUAAUAAACAGAAGGAGGACAUGGAAACAAGGAAAAAGUUGGACAGCCUCGGUGGCAAGAGCCUGAAACUAGUCAAAGCCAAAGAGACCGCUGUGUCCGCGUGGCCCUCGCAGCCCAGGACUCCAUCCAGACCUAGAGCAAGUUCCAGACCACACUCACCCGCCAUCAGUGUCUCGACUGUGAAGACCAGGAAAGUUAAGACUCCAAAGAAAUCUGCAAAGGAAGAGCAGCCUGUGGUGAGGCACGCAAAACCAGCUGAG
Messenger RNA from Callorhinus ursinus (northern fur seal), 1200 nucleotides. It is a transcript of the gene CUNH10orf67, whose product is annotated as chromosome unknown C10orf67 homolog. Lineage: Eukaryota; Metazoa; Chordata; Mammalia; Carnivora; Otariidae. The record is from RefSeq and is a predicted model, not a curated record.